This is a messenger RNA of Hylaeus anthracinus, 1784 nucleotides long. It is a transcript of the gene GlcAT-I, whose product is annotated as galactosylgalactosylxylosylprotein 3-beta-glucuronosyltransferase I. Gene Ontology annotation, cellular component: Golgi membrane. Gene Ontology annotation, biological process: carbohydrate metabolic process; chondroitin sulfate proteoglycan biosynthetic process. The coding region runs from base 143 to 1300 and encodes 385 amino acids. NCBI's taxonomy places the organism in Eukaryota, Metazoa, Arthropoda, Insecta, Hymenoptera, Colletidae. The transcript has 5 exons. The record is from RefSeq and is a predicted model, not a curated record. Gene Ontology annotation, molecular function: galactosylgalactosylxylosylprotein 3-beta-glucuronosyltransferase activity.
UACUCUGCAUCGACCUGUAAUUGAACUCCAUUGAUAAUGCAGUGUCAAUUCAUGAUUAUCUUCCUAUUGACACGCAAUAUCGUGUAGUAGAGCUCCUCGAAGCGUCCUUGAGUUUGAGGUCAACUUCCAUCGCCAUUCUCCUAUGAAAAGCUCCGACUUGCUGGAACGAAGAACAGUCGGCAUCGCAGAGCCAUGUCAUGGCGCGACAACCAUGACAGCAAGUGCAGCAAGUGUGUUACUCAUCGACGAAUCGGACAGUAAACUUAAUAUGUGGGGUGGUUUACGGUGCAAUCGAAUCUUCCUAAUAUUGUUCCUGAUUCAUAUAAUAGCAUUUCAAACUUACGUAUAUUAUCAGGAGCAAUGCAAAUGGCAGGAAGUAAAAGAGAAUUUGAUGUCGAUAAUGACAGAAAGGCAGGAAUUGUGGAGCGAGUUGGAGUUGUUAGUGAACAAGGAGCAGGAUGUAUACAAACUCAUAAUAAAGUUGCUGGAAGGGCAGGGUGUGCAUGGAGUUAACAGGACCCAGGAACUCGCAGAUAAGCCCAUAAUCUAUGCUGUUACACCUACUUUUGCUAGGCCUGUACAAAAAGCAGAGUUGACUAGGCUAGCGCAGACAUUCCUACAUAUACCUAACUUCCACUGGAUCCUCGUCGAGGACUCGGUGAAAAAGACGAAACUCGUCACGCAAUUUUUACAAAACAGUGGUUUGAGGUAUACCCACCUCGCUGUGGCAACCCCGCUCAAUUACAAGUUAGGGCGAACCGAUCCGAACUGGAAGAAACCACGUGGCGUCGAGCAACGAAACGCAGCGCUCAACUGGCUUCGAGAUAAUUUGAAAUUAACCGAUAAAGGGAUCGUGUACUUCGCUGACGACGACAAUACGUAUUCGGUGAAGCUGUUUCAUGAGAUGGAGAAGGUUCGGAAGGUCGGCGUGUGGCCGGUCGGUCUGGUCGGUGGUUUAAUGGUGGAGAAACCAAUGUGUGAUAACAUUACUAAUAAGGUAAUCGGUUUCAACGCGGUCUGGAAGCCGGAUCGUCCAUUUCCGUUGGACAUGGCUGGAUUCGCCAUCAAUCUGCGUCUUUUACUGGAGAACAAAGACGCGUUGUUUUCCUAUGAAGUUGAAGGUGGUUAUCAGGAGAGCGAGAUCCUGAGACAGAUCGUCACUAGGGACGAACUGGAGCCGCUAGCGGAUCAUUGCACAAAGGUGUACGUCUGGCACACGCGCACAGAGCCACCGCAACUAAGCGUAGAACAGCUUUUGAUAAAGAAAGGUAAACGCUCAAACAUAGGUAUCGAAGUGUGAUAGCAACAUCAAGCUUGACUAAAAGUUGGACUACUGCGUUUUGCGAUCACGAAAGCUCGUGGUGGCGUAGACAAAUGUCAUCAUAACUGUCUGAAAAUGAGCGGAAAAUAGCGAAUUUUAUAUACGCUUUAUAUCAUUCGUACUUGGCCAUGUACCUACUCUUCAUUGUGGUAAAAUGCAGUGCCAUAACGCGUAGUCGCUUAUAGCGUAUGUUCGACGAAAAUACGGGUCUGAUAUUGGUUGAUUUCGGGGUUAAACAAACGCGUUGACAUUACACGUACCAUGGAUCGGUACUAUUACGGGUUUACUCCUAAUCAACCCCCACGAAUCUCUCUAAUUAAGCGCUUUUUUUUUUACUUUCUAUAUUUCAGAUACUAUGAGAUCUUUCUUUAUACGAUAAUAAAACUUGCGAAUGUAUUUUUUAGUAAACUUGGAACGAUAACGAACGUUUAAAGAAAUAAAGUUAUUUAUAGAACGAACGAAA